Molecule: messenger RNA, 588 nt
Organism: Plasmodium fragile
Lineage: Eukaryota; Apicomplexa; Aconoidasida; Haemosporida; Plasmodiidae
Exons: 1
Source: RefSeq, a predicted model, not a curated record
AUGAUCAACCACCGUGAACCAUGGGCCCAACCAACUCGUAAAAUUUCAGUUUCAUGCAUAUUCUUUUCGUCCUUCUUUCCGCUUGAACUUAUAGGUGAACAUGUUAAAAGAAGUAAGGACGCAUCGGAGCCAGCGCGAGCAGGGUCCACAAUAGCAGAAACAACGGACAAAGACGGAGGUGCGCACGCGUCCACUCCAAUCCACACACAGCCGACACCAACACCAUCAACAGGAACAGAGACAGCAGGAACAGGAGCAACUACGGGAACAUCUGGUGAUGGUGCCAAGGGAGACCCUGGUACUGCGCAGACUGUUCCGGUGGCGCCAGAUACUACGGCACCUAAACCGCACGAUGACGAUCGCGCCACAAAGGGCACAGAUAUUGUUUCCGCAGCGAAUGGUGAUAAUAAUACGGAUCCUUUCGGUAGUGCCGAUUACUGCAUGGUCGAUGGGAAAAAGAAAGACGACGACAGUGAACAGUGUCAUGCAAUAAUCGGUGGGGGCCGACGUGCAGCCAGCACUAGAACUGGUGCUGCAGGUGCUCCUACAGGACCAAGUGCGCAAGCUGAACGAGGUGGAGCCGCGGGC